AUGAGAUUCUCUUCGAUAACAGCGGCGCUGGCGCUGCUCCUGGCUGGCGCUUCCGCUCUUGACAAGCCUUUGAACAUCGAGGUCACUCACAAAGUCGAGUGCGAGAGGCAGACCAAGAGAGGCGACAAAGUCGAUGUCCACUACAGGGGUACUCUCGAAUCUGACGGCAGUGAAUUCGACGCUUCGUACAACCGAGGCACUCCACUUUCCUUCCAUGUCGGCAAAGGGCAAGUCAUCAAGGGUUGGGACGAGGGUCUGCUAGACAUGUGUCCUGGCGAGAAGAGGAAGCUUACGAUCCAGCCUGACUGGGGAUACGGCUCGAGAGGCAUGGGUCCCAUUCCUGCGAACAGUGUGUUGAUCUUCGAGACGGAGCUUGUCAGCAUUGCGGGUGUGAAGAAGGAUGAGUUGUAG
Messenger RNA from Recurvomyces mirabilis, 411 nucleotides. It is a transcript of the gene FPR2, whose product is annotated as Peptidyl-prolyl cis-trans isomerase fpr2. Gene Ontology annotation, cellular component: endoplasmic reticulum. NCBI's taxonomy places the organism in Eukaryota, Fungi, Ascomycota, Dothideomycetes, Mycosphaerellales, Teratosphaeriaceae. The record is from RefSeq and is a predicted model, not a curated record. Gene Ontology annotation, biological process: protein peptidyl-prolyl isomerization. Bases 1 to 411 code for a protein of 136 amino acids. The transcript is spliced from 2 exons. Gene Ontology annotation, molecular function: peptidyl-prolyl cis-trans isomerase activity.